Molecule: messenger RNA, 1014 nt
Organism: Pan troglodytes (chimpanzee)
Lineage: Eukaryota; Metazoa; Chordata; Mammalia; Primates; Hominidae
Gene: CMTM2
Product: CKLF like MARVEL transmembrane domain containing 2
Exons: 4
Coding region: 224-922 (232 amino acids)
Cellular component (GO): membrane
Source: RefSeq, a predicted model, not a curated record
GGGCGGAUCCGGCCGCUGCCGGGCGGAUGGGAGCUGCGCGAGGAGACGGGCGCGCGUGGAGAGGGCGCGGGAGUUGGCAUUCGGUGGUCCUGGCAGUUAGCUGAGCGCGCCCUCUGAGCCGCUCGUUGGACACCAGGCACUCUAGUAGGCCUGGCCUACCCAGAAACAGCAGGAGAGAGAAGAAACAGGCCAGCUGUGAGAAGCCAAGGACACCGAGUCAGUCAUGGCACCUAAGGCGGCAAAGGGGGCCAAGCCAGCGCCAGCUCCACCUCCACCCGGGGCCAAACCCGAGGAAGAUAAGAAGGACGAUAAGGAGCCAUCGGACAAACCUCAAAAGGCGGUGCAGCCCAAGCACGAAGUGGGCACGAGGAGGGGGUGUCGCCGCUACCGGUGGGAAUUAAAAGACAGCAAUAAAGAGUUCUGGCUCUUGGGGCACGCUGAGAUCAAGAUUCUGAGUUUGGGCUGCCUAAUAGCGGCAAUGAUACUGUUGUCCUCACUCACCGUGCACCCCAUCUUGAGGCUUAUCAUCACCAUGGAGAUAUCCAUCUUCAGCUUCUUCAUCUUACUGUACAGCUUUGCCAUUCAUAGAUACAUACCCUUCAUCCUGUGGCCCCUUCAGGACCUCUUCAACGACCUGAUUGCUUGUGCGUUCCUUGUGGGAGCCGUGGUCUUUGCUGUGAGAAGUUGGCGAUCCAUGAAUCUCCACUACUUAUUUGCUGUGAUCCUUAUUGGUGCGGCUGGAGUUUUUGCUUUUAUCGAUGUGUGUCUUCAAAGAAACCACUUCAGAGGCAAGAAGGCCAAAAAGCAUAUGCUGGUUCCUCCUCCAGGAAAGGAAAAAGGACCCCAGCAGGGCAAGGGACCAGAACCCGCCAAGCCACCAGAACCUGGCAAGCCACCAGGGCCAGCAAAGGGAAAGAAAUGACUUGGAGGAGGCUCCUGGUGUCUGAAACGGCAGUGUAUUUUACAGCAAUAUGUUUCCACUCUCUUCCUUGUCUUCUUUCUGGAAUGGUUUUC